CACUGCCUUCACUGCCUUCACGGCUUCAGACAGUCAAACUGCAGAGGCAGACUGGGCGUGCUGCAGAGCAGUGGAUUUUCUUACAGACUGCACCGAAACCAGUGCAACAGCAUGCUGAGAUUUUAUUGUGCGAAGCGCAACUACUGGUAAUUGUUUACUUGCAUGUUGUUGCCGCGUUAUCCUGUCUAUGUGAUAGACUAGUUCUACUCUAGUAGUGGACGACGAGAGUGUUUACGAUUUAUCUCUAUCGUGUUGGCAAAGCGAAGCUUGUGGCUGAGCCAUUGGCUCAAGCCUUCUUCAUGGCUGCUUGCUCGGAGACUGCAUGGUGAUAGAAGUUCUUACUGGUUCGCACUGACUACUGCCACGCUGCCGGGGCUCUAGUGGCUGCGGGACUAGUAGUCGAGCGAGCGCUAUGGCUGAAGACGAAGAUGCCCAAGCAGCAACGGAUCCUCGCAUGGACUUCUUCGAGGACUACACGAGGCGCACACUCCGGCUGAAAGCAGACAAGUGGGCCAAGUUCAGCGGACAGGAUGAAAACCGUGCAGCCCUCAUGGACUUCUGCGAAAAGGCGGAAAUUCGACAGCUAAUUUUAUCGUUGAAUAGUAGCAGCCAGCUACAAGCUGGUACGGCCUUUCCGUCGCAAAGCAAGACUAAAGCGGUGUACUUCAUCAAGAGAGGCAAAGUGGUGUUGACGAAAGCCAAUAUCAAGACUGACAUAUUGUAUGGAGAUUUGUCCUACUCGCCGCUAGACCACUUGUCAGUGUUGGUGUCAGAUGUUCUGGUACCAUUGCUUAGUAACACGAAGAACCAUGAUGGCUGGCCAGAAGUGGUGACCCAGGAUGUCAAACGGCACGUUCAUGACUUGAAGAACAGUGUGAAUGUGCUCAAUGGCCAGAUGCGCGGACGCACCCUCCUGCCCAUGCCCAUUGGUACCGAGCGCAUAGAAGAAGCUGUUGAUGUUAUUGAAAGUGGACAACAAAUUCAUCUGCACUCGGGUGCCUUCAUCAACAAUGUUGAGACAAUACUCAUCCAGUGGACAGGACUGGUCUAUGAUGAGCUAAUGCGUGAUUCUGGCUCUUCUCUGAAGGAUGAUCCAAACACCAGUCCCCAAGUUGAGAUUGAAUUUUGGAGAUCGAGAACAGCUAACUUGGAAGGCAUCUGGGAACAGUUGAACAGCUACAAAGUACUGCGUAUGAAGGACAUGCUAGAGAUAGCCCAGAGCGCAUACUAUCCUUCUUUCCAUCAGAUGUAUGUGGACGUGGAGAAAGCGUUGGAAGAAGCAGAAGAGAUCAACCUGACUCUGAGACCAAUGAACAAACUACUCGGAAGCAUGGAGGAAGCAGAUUUUCCCGAAACAAUGGCAACCAUUCCAGCUGUCAUGCAUAUGUUGGCAUUGAUUUGGGCCAAUUGCGCCUAUUAUCGCAAACCUGCGCGUAUGGUCAUUCUCCUGCAAGAGAUUGCCAAUCAAGUGCUGAAUCAGUGUCGCACUCACAUUGGCGGAGACGAAAUCAUCCGAGCAGAAGCUGAUGAAGCAGUGGAGAAGAUCUUGGAAAGUAUCAAAGUUUGUGAAAGUGUGGAAGUAGCUUACAAGCAUGUCCAGGACAACAUCGGCGACUUCUUCAAGGAAAACCCAGAUGAUUUGCUCCCCUGGGAUUUUCAGACUGAGAAAGUAUUUGAACGUCUGACUAAGUUCAUUGAACGCUUGGACACCAUGGUGGGCAUGUUUCGUACAAUGCUUGAGUUCCUGAAGUUAGAGAAGAUGGAGGUGUCUGGAUUGAGUGGCAACAUUCACAGCUCAAUGAUACAAGCUAUCUUCACUGAGUUCAAUGAUACCGUGACGGAACUGCAGCAGAAACCCUACGAUGCUCUGGAUCCGGACAGUGAUAUCUACCUUCAGGAGAAUAAGAAGUUCAGAAAUCGCGUACAGGACUGGGAUACCCGUCUUGCUACAAUUGUUUGUCAGAACUUUGAUGAGUGCUCCAGUCCUGACAGUAUCUACAAGUUGAUUGAAAUGUUCGGCACAUUCUUGGAUCGUACAAUCAUUCAUGAAGCGUUUGUUGAGAAGUAUCCAGACCUGAUAAUGAUGAUCAACAUUGAGUUGGAUGUUACAAAGAGGAUCUACGAUCAACAUGAGAAUGCUGUGCGUGCGGAGGCUGAGUCCGUUUCAAACGGUGGUGACGACAAGUCGCAGCCAUUGAAGAUGUCAUUGGUUGAGACCGAUAUGCCACCCGUAGCUGGAAGGCUGAAGUGGGCACAGGAGUUGAAGAGGAGAUUCCAACCUCCUGUGCUGAGGAUGUUCAAGAUCAAAGAGGAAAAAGUUCUGGAGACACAGACAGCACAACUUGUUCAAACCAAGUACAAAGAAAUGAUGGAACUUCUGAACCUUCAUGACGAACGUCUUUUUGACGAUUGGGCAAAGGAUGUGUCUGACAUUUCCACAGCAAAUCUAGAGAAUCCUCUUCUCCUCCGUAACGCGGCUUCAAAGCUCCUCAGUGUCAACUUCAACCCACAGUUGGUGGCUGUCCUACGCGAAGUGAAGUAUUUGAACAUGAGGCUGGAUGUGGAUGAUGAAUCGCAGACCAUUCCGGACAUAGCACAGGGAAUCUACGCGAAGAAUGAAGUGUACCGGCGCUAUCUGCGUAACUUGGACUUGAUCGUACAGUGGUACAACAAGGUCCGGGAAACGGUGUUGGACGUUGAGUUUCCAUUGAUUGAGAAACAGCUACAAAGUGUAGACAAUCAGCUGGAGCGUGCUUUGACCUCACUUUGUUGGACAAGUGAAGAUGCAUGGGAGUAUAUUGAAAAUACUCGAGAAGCUGUCCACAAACUGGAGCGCGAUCUGCAGGCAACCAAGGACAAUGUUGACAAGAUCACUGUCUUGCUUACCAAGUGGAGUGUUUCACCACUUUUUGAACGUCAUGAAGGCAAGAAUAACACCUUGAUUAUCUUGGAAGACCGGGAGAACCGCCUGAAUGCUCGCAGUGAUCUUAUCACAAAAGAUAGUGCUGCUAUUCAUGACCUUAUCAAGAAAAAUCUUGAGCUGUUCAAUGCUAGCGAGGACUGCGCAGAAUGGAGACGUUAUCUACAGUAUGUAGAUGAUCUUAUAGUCGAUGGAUUCUUUAACAGCAUUGAUAAGUCCAUCUCCUUCUUUCUGGAGCACACCAGUUCUGAAGGACUAUCUGACGGAGCAUCCCGUACACCACUGUUUGAGGCGAAAAUGGAGCUCAUUCAACCCAGCAUCGUCUUCACACCAGAACUGGAGGCUAACUCUCAACAGACGUCUGCAUCUGGUAGUUUCUUUGAUCUGGUCGAUGGCCUUGUUCAGGACAUGUUCAAGCAGUGCUCUUUGUUUGCACGUAUUGCACCUCAUCUCGAGAACAGCAGUUAUCAGAGUGACGUGGAAGACAUCCUAGAACUAAGUGACAAGCGCAAUGAGUUGAUGGAACGUGUCAAUAUCGCUAGCCAAGCUGGCUGUGAAUAUCGUGACACCUUUGAAAAGUACCAUUAUCUCUGGAAGGACGAUCGCUCCGACUUCCUCUCCACCUUCCUGCAGUACGGCCGAAUUCCCACACAGGAAGAGAUUGACCAAGCUGGUGAUGAAGGUUUGCCAGCGCAGAAGCCAACUCUUAACCAGUUCAAAGAGCAAGUGGACAAGUAUGAAAGUCUGUAUACCGAAGUGUCCAAGGAGAUGCCAAGCACUAAGUCACUGGAGAAUGGCUGGUUCAGAAUUGAUACUAGUCCGUUCAGAGCUGCACUGCUCAACAACAUCAAACAUUGGAGUUUCCUCUUCAAGCAGCAUCUUGUGGAUCAUGUGACAUGCAGCUUGAAUGAUUUGCGUGAUUUCAUGCAAGUGACUAAUGCUGGUCUUGGCGAGGAAGUGCUGGAAGGCAACUAUGAUGCACUGGUAGACUGCAUGGCACAUCUCGGUGCUGUGCGUAGGAGAAUUCCUGACACGGACAGUAUGUUUGAACCACUCAAACAUACCAUUGACUUGCUGAAAACGUACCAGCAGGAGAUGAGCGAGGAUGUUCAUCAGCUUCUAGAGGAGUUACCAGAGCAAUGGUCGAACACCAAGAAGAUUGCCUCCACUGUCAAGCAAAACGUUGCCCCGUUGCAAGCUAACGAAGUCAAUCUGCUUCGCCGCCGGUCUGCAACAUUUGAUGUGAAACAACACGAAUUCCGUGAGCAUUUCCGUUCAUCUGCGCCUCUGCGAUUCACUGAUGAAGAACCAUAUGAUCGCCUAGAUCUGUGGAAUAGCAAGAUUGAUGAGAUGGAGACGGAAAUGACUGAGAUCUGCAAUGCUGCAGGUCUCUUUGAAGUCAACCUACCUGACUUCAGACAGCUCAAGUCUUGUCGACGCGAGGUGGGUUUGUUGAAGACUCUCUGGGACCGUGUCUUCCUGGUUCAAACAUCCUUUGCCGACUGGACCAAGACACUAUGGCGUGAAGUCAAUGUGGAGCAACUUGACAUGGACAGCAAGAAGUUUGCUAAGGACAUUCGAGGCUUGGACAAGGAAAUGCGUGCAUGGGAUGUAUUCUCUGGCUUGGAUGGCAGGGUGAAGAACAUGGUGACAUCUCUACGUGCUGUGGGUGAGCUGCAGAACCCUGCUAUCCGUGAGCGUCACUGGCAGCAGUUGAUGCAGGCAACCAAGGUGAAGUUUGUCAUGUCGGAUGAAACAAAUCUCGAUGAUUUGUUGAAACUGAACCUGCACAACUUUGAAGAUGAAGUUCGUGGCAUUGUGGACAAGGCAACUAAGGAAUUGAACAUGGAGAAGAUCAUUGGCGAGAUGGAGGUUACUUGGGCGCAGAUGGAGUUUGAACACGAGAAGCACCCUCGCACUGGCUUACCCAUGCUGAAGAGCAGCGAGGAGCUCAUUGAGACUCUCGAAGAAAAUCAGGUUCAGCUACAGAACUUGAUGGUCUCCAAGUACAUAGCAUUCUUCCAGGAAGAAGUCAGUGGUUGGCAGAAGAAGUUGUCAACUUCAGACCAGGUGAUCACUAUCUGGUUUGAGGUGCAGCGCACUUGGUCACAUUUGGAGAGUAUCUUUAUUGGCUCUGAAGAUAUCCGUCGACAGCUACCCGAGCAAUCUCAGCUGUUUGACGACAUUGAUACCAACUUCAAGAAACUGAUGACUGAGGCCGAAAAAACACCCAAUGUGGUAGCUGCCUGCUGCAAGGAAGGUCUUUAUCAGCAAUUGGAUAAAAUGGAAACCCAGUUGGGCCAAUGCCAGAAAGCGCUUGAUCAGUAUCUGGAAAAGAAGAGACUUGUGUUUCCUCGCUUCUAUUUCAUCUCUUCAACGGACUUGCUGGACAUCUUGUCUAAAGGAGAUCAGCCUCUUGAG
Messenger RNA from Sycon ciliatum, 5341 nucleotides. Its product is annotated as dynein beta chain, ciliary-like. Gene Ontology annotation, biological process: microtubule-based movement. Gene Ontology annotation, molecular function: ATP binding; minus-end-directed microtubule motor activity; dynein light intermediate chain binding. NCBI's taxonomy places the organism in Eukaryota, Metazoa, Porifera, Calcarea, Leucosolenida, Sycettidae. The record is from RefSeq and is a predicted model, not a curated record. Gene Ontology annotation, cellular component: dynein complex.